CACGGUGGCGGACUUUGUCACAGCGAGCAGGAGACAGGGUCACAGCAGGACAGGGUCACACUCCUGUCAGACCUGCUGUCCCUGAGGGCUGUCCAUCAUGUUAACGGUGCUCUGCUCCUUAGAGGGGAGUCCCCAGGAGCGACCCCCCUCCAGGGGCAGAGCUCACACGGUCUGUGGGCAUGAGGGGUCUCUGCAGCCCCGUGAGAACCUGCCUCCUGCACAAAUGCUCUCGGUGUGGCCCCCGAAAUGUACUCGUGCUUCAGUUCCGAGACCUCCUGACAUUCGUCCUCUCGCUGUCAGGGGUCAGGACACUGCAGGUGAGCGAGUUCCCAUGACCUGUUCAAGAGGACGCUCCCUUGGGACCAGGAGGGAUUCCAGCCUCGCCUCAAAUUCAUGGCACCCUCCUGCCUUCUCAGGUGUCUGCAGCACUGUGACCCAGAGUCCUGGAGCCCGUGGGUCUGCUGUGGACGAUUCUGGAAUUCCUGUUCCUCUGAAUGGGAUUCAGGGAGCUCCUGUGCUGUUUCAAGUGAUCAGAAAUCCAGAAUUACCUCCAGAAUUUGAGCUGGAGAAGAUGUCUUGGGGCGUCGUAUCCAGAUCAAAUUACAUAGUCAUGCUGCACGUGUUUCCUGGGAGAGAUGUUCCAGAAUGGGUCAACUUCCAGGACAAGUUCAAGAAGAGGGUCCAUGUGCUCAACACAACGACCCUGAGGAUUGACAAUCUGACCCUUGAAGACAGUGGGCUGUACCGGGCUCGACAGUCCUAUACGAGAGGAAGACAAUAUGACCAGGAUUUCCACCUGAUGGUCUAUGAGCCUGUGCCCCUUCCCCAGAUCCAGGCCACAGUUCUGUCCCUCACACCAGGCUGGUGCAACAUCACCAUGGAGUGUAACACCACGGAAACCAGGGAGGACCUGAGGGUGUCCUGGGAGAGCGAGGGUCUCCCCAGGGAGCUGGAGCAGAGACCGGCCCCAGGACCAGCCCCCAACCCCUGGACACUGGCUGCGACCCUGCCCCUGAGCCGGCCGAGCCCCAGCUUCACCUGUGUGGUCAGCAACCAGGCGGACAAGAAAACAGCCUCCCAGGACCUUGGGGAUGUCUGUGGCCACGAUCCAACUGGAGAAGCCUCUGCUGUCCACGAGGGAGUCAUCCCAUGGAUUGUUGUUCCUGUGCUGGGGGUCCUCGGAGCUCUACUGUGACUUUAUGUGACAAGUAGGAAGAAGAUGAUGGAGCCUGGGAGAGGCAGGCUGCAUUUCUCCAUCCCUCCCGCACUGGACCCUGGGCUCCUGUCCUGUAUUUCUCUGCUCAGGGGAUGUCCCUGCAGGAGGCUGGCUGCUGUGGCCGUGGCUGUGGGGGCCAUGGAGGGGGAGGGAGGGUACAGGCUUCCAGGGUCAGAGUCAACCUCCAUAUGUGUAUGACUCAUGGCCAGGAUCACAGGAGGAGCCCAGGGACCCUGAUUUUGGCAUCUAUAAUAGAAAGCAGGUGUCUGGAGACACCGGGGAUGGGGAUGGGGCAGCCUGGGUUCUCCCAAGUCCCUCUGUGCCUGGGUGCCAGUCCCAGUUACCUGCAGCUCCUGGCCUCCAUGCCUCUGUACCCUUUCUGGACAAUGCAGUAUUAACUUAAAAAUUCUCUAGGGGUCCAUGCAGUGGUGGGCACUAGGGGAGGUCAUGUGCAGCCCUGGGUCUCUGUGGGUCUCUGUGGUUCCCUCUGUAUCCUUUGCGUCCCUCAGCUGUUCCUGGAACCCUCUGCCUGCAUUCCAGGGUAGGGGAGAACCACAUCUAGAAGAGGAGAACUCUCUCACUACUGUCUACGGUGAGGUCCACAGGCCAGGCCAGGACAUGACCAUGAUUUAAUGAGAAGAAGCAGGAGACUCCCGCCCCAGUGACUCCUGUCUCUUGAGCACGAUGCCCGCAGCUCUUUUCCUGUCUCUUCCACCUCAGACGGCUCUGAGCAGGGAAUGGAUGGGUCCAGCACUUAUUUCUGUGCUAAAUCCUUGUGCACAAGCUCCCUGUGAGACACACACAGUGGUAGAUCAGGGAAACUGAGUAAAUAAACUGGUCCAAACCUGUUACAGGAA
Enhydra lutris kenyoni (northern sea otter) is the source of this 2073-nucleotide messenger RNA. RefSeq names its product T-lymphocyte surface antigen Ly-9-like. Lineage: Eukaryota; Metazoa; Chordata; Mammalia; Carnivora; Mustelidae. The record is from RefSeq and is a predicted model, not a curated record. Bases 98 to 1195 code for a protein of 365 amino acids. The transcript has 4 exons.